AUGGGAUGCGUAACAUAAAGUGGAAAUAAAAAAGUAAAUAACUCCACUAUACACAGUUAGAAGAUAUGAAACAAGGAUUUAUGAUAAGAAUUCAACAUCCUGAUAAUAAGAUUGAAAGACAAUACAAAUAUUUUGAUGAAAAAUAGAAGAGUGAUUUAAUAAUGAAUGUUAUGAAUGGCAUUUGUUUUAGUGAAAAAGUAUCAGAUAAAUGUGAUGGCAAUUUCAUUUCUCUUUAUGAUCCAAUAGAUGAUAGAUUUCAUUAUUAUGUCUAAAAACUUGAUGGUAUACUUUUUGGAAGCAUUAAGUACUAGGAAUAGAAAUAGAUAAUUCAAAUGAACCUUUGAAAGGUAAAAUUUGGAUUCCAUAUAUAAAUGAAAAACGAUAGGAUUGGGAUAUACUUGUUGAGAAUAAUACUAGAAUUUCUAUAACUGAUCACUUAUUAUGGAAGUUAGAAUAAAUUAAAAAAUGA
This is a messenger RNA of Paramecium sonneborni, 469 nucleotides long. The record is from the annotation of a GenBank genome assembly. NCBI's taxonomy places the organism in Eukaryota, Ciliophora, Oligohymenophorea, Peniculida, Parameciidae.